AUGUGUAUCGUCCGUCUCACCGCAGAAGCGCCCUUGAAGGCGGUAGAAAAUGCAGAUCUCUCGCAGCCACUUAGUCAAGGUCAGGCAGAGCUACAGGACCAAGCUAGUGAUGCCACUCAAACAACAUCAGCACCAGUCCUCGAGGAUUUCACUCUGAGAGAUAUAGCGACGCUAUCUUCUGCAUCGGGAUCGCCUACUGUUAGUCCGGGUCAAACUCAGCAAAAUUUGCCUAUCAUCAUCGCCCAGCACUUGGAGUCUCAAGGAAGCAGUUCGCCAAUUGAAAGCAUCGAGUCACAGGAUAUUCUGGAAGAUUUCAUACUUGCUACCUUAUAUCUAUCGGAAAACUUUUCAAAUUCGUUACAGAAUGAAAUAGCACGCGUUCCCAGUCCCCUGCCUCAACCAGUUGUAAUCCCUGAUUUACCUCGUUUCUUAGACCUGUUGCAGGGAUCACCUGACUGGGCAGCGUCUCAUGAUUAG
Talaromyces stipitatus ATCC 10500 is the source of this 477-nucleotide messenger RNA. RefSeq lists its product as uncharacterized. Lineage: Eukaryota; Fungi; Ascomycota; Eurotiomycetes; Eurotiales; Trichocomaceae. The coding region runs from base 1 to 477 and encodes 158 amino acids. The record is from RefSeq and is a predicted model, not a curated record. The transcript has 2 exons.